AGGAAUGAUUCUCCGGCUUCCCCCCAUCCCCUCGGCUAUCAGACCGAAUUUUGAAACGAAAAGGCAAAAAGGUAAAACAUUCAAAUCCUACAAGCAGCUGCUGCAUUGCUAAUUCAUGUAAUUCAUCGCUUCUCCACGACAGUCUGAGGCGUACUUACUUAGUAGGUGCAGCACCCACUUUCUUUGAUAAAUUUGUAUUUGAAGGAAAGUGCAGUCAGUCUGUGGAAGAUCCAGAAUUCAUCUUAGGCGAAGAUUCUAUACCAUUUGUUUUUGUGUCGGGCCCCCUACAGAGCUCCAUUGAAUUAGAGAUAGUACUACUAACUUAUCAUGGGUGGCGCGUGUGGCACCCAACGGCCCCGCGCGGGCGACCCGGUCACGGCCCUUGCCCCAGAACAGCGGGUGAAAAAAGCGGAUGGUAAUAAUUCGCCGAACGACAUGAAAAAUGUUGCCUCCUCCACCAGGCAGCCUAGCAGCUACGCCAUGUCGGGCUCCGAGUUGAGGGACCAGAAGCUGCAUCCCCCCACGAAAAUCGGUUUCUUCGACGGCCAUGCGGCGACGAACAACAACUCCCACGCGGAAUCCUCCGAAACUGAGGCGGAAAUGAACCACAGUCGCACGAAUGACCCACUAUCGGGCGGGACCUCCACGGAACUCGAGAACAAGUCGGCCAGCACAACCGCAAACUCGACCAUGGAGGGGUUUUUCGUGCCGCCACCCGCGCGAGGUCGGGGCCGAACGCCCGGAGGUGCGACGUCACGAGGAUCCGCGAACGAGGAAAAGACAACUAGCAAGUCAAAGUUUCGCUCCUUCGAAAUGCUCGAAAAGCUCGAAUCCAGAUCGAGGUCCAACUCCAAGACCCGGGCGGACGCGCCGAGCCACCUGGGAUAUGGAGGCGAAAUGAGUGAUCUUCAUCUUCUUCCCGGCUGCUGCUAGUCCUGAAAAUAAAAGAGGCAGCCUGUGGAGGUCUUCGUGCCGAUUCGCCAACUCUAGGGCUCUUUUUGAUGUGAUUCACAGCGUCCACCAAAAAUUACGCCAGACUGAUUUCUGGCGUGCUUUAUUUUGCAUGUCAAUACAGAGGGACAUAGGAAAUUCGCAUGACCCACAGGCAGCUGCGACUUUAUUUCUUAGGGGUAGCAGCAGCCCCUAUUAAGUAGAGCUAGAGUAAGAUCACUCAUUUGCCCUUUAUAUGGGAAGCUACCGGUCGCAGAGCCGCGGAAACCUGCGGAAAACCGAAAAGGACAUGCUCAACUACGCAAACAGGAACUACGAGAGCCACUUGAACCAGAUCGGCGGAGAGCAACACGAUAGUAACAGCACAUCAAACGCCGGCACAGGAGGAGGCAAAACGGGGGGAAGCUCCCUGCACCAGCCCAUGAACGCUGGCACUCCGAUCGGCAUGACGAACCCGCACGAGAAGCUGUUGCCGAAGCAGGGCUCCUCGCAGACGACCUCUGCCCGCGUCGAGUACGCGCAAGAUCGCACGAUGCGCGGGCGACUUUUGUACUACGGCGUCGAUUUUUAUGAAAGCGAAAUUGUGCGUCACACUCACAUCUGCAGCGUUUUGCAAGGCCAAGCGCCUGGCAGAACGUUUCUGAUGCGACUGUGGUGCACAGUUUGGCUUUCAUAAUUUUGGUAUCGCGAAGAAAGUUGCGGACUUUGCGGACAUGAAAACGGACAGCUCCCAAGGCAACGCGCUCGCGUUGCCAAAAGCGAACUAUGCGAGUGCACAACUCCCCCUCGUCGACGAUCCUUGAUAAAGGACUUUAAGCAGCAAAAGAAUGGAAAUGCCGAGACAACAGCGCGUCUGCGUUUUUACAAAAAGUCUAGGCAUGGUUGUUCCGUGCUAUAAAUAGCUCGACAUGCAAGGUAUUUUUACAAAAACCUGGAGCUGUUGUACUUUCGCAUUUUAUGUACAGAGGCACGGCACCAGGGGGACCUGUGCACUCCGAUACAUACUUGGACCAGGGUACUUCGCUGUCGUUUUUGUGGCAGUGUGUGGAGUUCGCGAAUCUCUCGCACGGAGAAGAAGACCAGGCGUUAGCCAAGUUGGCUAACUUUUUCCAAUAUGCAUCGCAAAAGCAUAUGACUAGACUAGUGGAUGAUCUCUCAGCAUGGUGCUCGUCAGCUAGGUGAGCAGAAGAAAGUUAUGUAUUGUCUGAACCUGUGACAGGCUGUCAGUAAGAAAUUGCAAUCUUCGACAGAAGUACAACUGGGAAGACGAACGACUACAAUCGUACUUUUGCGAUGCAUAUCCAAGAAGAGGAAUUUGGCCGGCUUACCAAGUCGCAGCAGAAGCGCUGUCAGGAACUCACCGGUCGCGCGAUGGACUUUCUCAAUGCGCAGAACGGGAGCAUGAACCCAAACGGUGCAGCAGGUCCGGGAUUAUCACACAGAAAAUUGCUAACAUAGUAAAUCAAAGUGCCACUUCUUUGUGACGCAACAGACUAAAUGUUGAGUUUCGAUUUGUAUGCAAGAAAGUAAGUCGGUUAUGAUAAUAUCAUAACCGACUUUAUAUCAUAGUAUUGAUAUAUCCAUUGUUGACACGGUAAAAGAAGUAGAAGAUCUGCGGCAAGUGCGAGCCCAUAGCGGUCGCUUGAUGAGAAUCAGUGAGAUUGCAUGCACGAGGACACAAAAUUUUUCCUGUUACUAACUAGAUUCAUCGCGGUUGCACCAUGAUCACAAUGCAGAGGCACGAUCAUGCUUUUAGCUUUUUUCUGAAGGAUAGUUCUUCGGAAAUAAGUACGGGGGGAGCAUUCCGCCGCCACCGCCGAUGCCAACGCUGAACAAGAAUUAGAUUGAUAGAUUGGAUGACUUCCGAUUCCAUUUCCUCUACCUCCAAGAACCAACUCUCCACGGCCGCGCUUUCAUCUCAAUCAAAAAAGCGAAUAUUUGUAGCACGACUUAGUAUCUCUAUCUAUGUCUAUGUCACUAUGCGUAUGCAUGGCUACAAACAAAUACAAACCUCCACGCGUCGCCUGAAGCCACUACCUUGCUUUAUUGCGUCUUUGUUUCUAGAUGAUGAACUUUCUAUACUCUCUACCUGCAGAACUUUUUCUUGAAUUUGUUUCGUCGAGCUAAAGUGAAAUAGAAUCUUUCUGAUUAUAGUACAAUUAUAGUACAACAAGUCUCCCACCUUCUGCAUGCAGACUGUUACUGUUUUUUACGAAAAUAUUAAAUUUGACGCUCCUAUCGUGCAAAACUCAACUACUUUCGUUGUUAAAAAAGCCCAACAGUGCAUCCUGACAAACUCCUGCUUGAUAGUUUUACCCAAUAAAAAUCAGCUCGCUGAGGAAUGACCGCACAACGAUCGAAAUUCGCUGGAUAGUAGAAUGCUCCGUCUAGUCCUCUAGGCGCGGCGAGCAAACAAAAUUGUAUCGUUGUGGGGUGGUC
Amoebophrya sp. A120 is the source of this 3390-nucleotide messenger RNA. Lineage: Eukaryota; Dinophyceae; Syndiniales; Amoebophryaceae. The record is from the annotation of a GenBank genome assembly.